Pogona vitticeps (central bearded dragon) is the source of this 1398-nucleotide messenger RNA. RefSeq names its product SSU72 homolog, RNA polymerase II CTD phosphatase (gene SSU72). Gene Ontology annotation, cellular component: nucleus. Gene Ontology annotation, biological process: mRNA processing. Lineage: Eukaryota; Metazoa; Chordata; Lepidosauria; Squamata; Agamidae. Gene Ontology annotation, molecular function: phosphoprotein phosphatase activity. The record is from RefSeq and is a predicted model, not a curated record.
CCCCGCCUCUUCCGCUUGGCGCGGCCGCCAUUUUGUGAGCGCCAGAGGAGCCCGGCUUCGUCGGCAGGGAGGAAGGGAAGCCUCGCCGUGGGCCUUUCGUCGUCGUCGUCGCCGCCGGUGGUCCUUCUUCGGCCACCCCCUCGCCCUCUCCAUCUCUCCCAGCCCCCCGCGUCUUUCCCUCGCCGGGCGGGCAGCCACAAGCCGGCCAUGCCCUCCUCGCCGCUUCGGGUGGCGGUGGUUUGCUCCAGCAACCAAAACCGCAGCAUGGAGGCCCACAAUAUCCUCAGCAAACGCGGCUUCAGCGUUCGAUCCUUCGGCACCGGGACGCAUGUGAAGCUUCCGGGACCCGCGCCGGACAAGCCCAACGUUUACGAUUUCAAAACGACAUACGAUCAGAUGUACAGUGACCUGCUUAGAAAAGACAAAGAACUCUAUACCCAGAACGGGAUUUUGCAUAUGCUGGACAGAAACAAGCGGAUCAAGCCGCGGCCGGAAAGAUUCCAGAACUGCAAAGAUGUGUUUGACCUCAUCUUGACGUGUGAAGAAAGAGUCUACGACCAAGUUGUAGAAGAUUUGAACUCUAGGGAACAGGAGACGUGUCAGCCUGUACAUGUAAUAAACGUGGACAUCCAGGAUAACCAUGAAGAGGCGACGUUGGGGGCGUUCCUUAUCUGUGAACUAUGUCAGUGUAUACAACAUACAGAAGAUAUGGAAAAUGAAAUAGAUGAGCUAUUGCAGGAAUUUGAAGAGAAAAGUGGGAGGACUUUCCUGCAUACGGUCUGCUUUUAUUGAAGAAAAAAAAAGAAGAAGCAUUCCCUGCUCUUUUUCCUAAGCCUUACCUGCAGACAGAAGAAAAGAAGCAUGUAUCGAUUCCGAAGACUCUACGGGAGAGCAAACUUGACAGCCUUCUUCAUUCUUGCUGUUUAAUUUUUCCCAUCAUAUAUAUAUUUUUUAAAUUUUUCAAGGGGUUUGGAAGGGGAAGGAAGGGGAUGUUUUCUGUUCCGAAACUCAGAACUAUGAACUUUUGCUCAUUAAAAGAAAAGACAUUCUAGAGACGAAGCUGCUUUAUUUAAGAGAUUAAGAAUAAUCAAGAUUUUUUUUCUUAAUCCCCUUUCCCACCCAGCUCUGUUUCCGAUGCCCUACUUGAAUUCUUGUCUUGUAGGGUUUUAAUUAUAAAGAGAGUUAUUUCCGAGAGGGUAUCAUUUAUAUUUUCCAGUGUAAAGAUCUUAUCUGUGGGACUGUUUUUGUUUUUUUAUUUUGUUUUUUUGGGGGUAGGGGAGAGACUUUGUUUUAAUGGAACAAAACUGAACGGCUGGGAUAUACAAAGGUAUGAGUGAGUAUCUGUAUAAUAUUAGGAAGGAAAUUGGAAAAUCUCUAAUAAAUUUAAAUGGCUCAGUU